UGCCGGGAUUAUCCCUGGAAUUCGGGAUCCCAGGAGGGGGGGAAAAAAGCGGAGCCUUGGAUCGCUCCUUAUCCACCGGGAACCCAAACAAUUCCCUCAGCCGGCUCCGGCCGGGAUAAACAAUUCCCAAAAAAAACCCCAAAACAAUAAAAUCCCGCCGGGAAUGCUCAUCCCGAUCCUUCGGAAAUGACGGGAGCGCGCUCGGGGGGCGCCCUUGGAAUUCCAGAGGGGGAUGAAGAGGCGGGAGGGGCCCAUCCCAAGCGGGUUAUAAAUCCGGGAAGAACCUCCGGGCUGGGAAUUCCAGGGGUUUUUUUUUCCAGGAUGCGCUCCCAAAUCCGCCUCCUCCUGGCGCUGCUCUGCGCGGCCCCGGCGGCCGCGGCUCCUCCUCCUUGGGAAGCGGCGCGGAGAGACCCAAAUCCAUGGAUUUGGGAGGACGAUUCCCAGUCCCCGGCGCGUUCCCAGCAGCAUUCCCAGAUUCCCGUGGAAGUGCAGUGCCAGGAAGCGCAGCUGGUGGUGAUCGUGCACCGGGAUUUAUUCGGGAACGGCCGCUUGGUCAGCGCCGCCGAGCUCAGCCUGGGUCCCGCCGCCUGCAAAUAUUCCCGCUUGGAUCCAUCCCAAAAAACCGUCACCUUCAGCGCCGGCCUCCACGAGUGCGGCAGCACCGUCCAGGUCACUCCGGAUUCCCUGAUUUACCGGACGCUCCUGAGCUACGAUCCCAGCCCCGGCAGCAACCCGGCCAUCGUGCGCAGCAGCCCGGCCAUCAUUCCCAUCGAGUGCCACUAUCCCAGGCGGGAUAACGUCUCCAGCGGUUCCAUCCGUCCCACCUGGGCUCCCUUCAACUCGGCGCUGGCAGCCGAGGAGCGGCUCCAGUUCUCCCUGCGCCUCAUGAACGAGGACUGGAGCUCGGAUCGGGAAUUCUCUCCGUUCCGCCUGGGGGAGGUGCUGCGCAUCCAGGCCGAGGUCAGCUCUGGGGGCCACGUCCCGCUCCGGCUCUUCGUGGAUUCCUGCGUGGCCUCGCUGGGCCCCGGUGCCGGCAGCGAGCCCCGCUACGCCCUGAUCGACUUCCACGGCUGUCUGGUGGACGGGCGCUCGGAUGCCACCGCCUCGGCCUUCGUCACCCCCCGUCCCCGGCAGGACAUGCUGCGCUUCCAGAUCGACGCCUUCCGCUUCGCCGGCGACGCCCGCAGCCUGAUCUACAUCAGGUGCCACCUGAAGGUGACGCCGGCCGAGCGCAGCCCCGACGCGCUGAACAAGGCCUGCUCCUUCAGCAAGGCGCGCCAGGCCUGGGCGCCCGUGGAGGGGACGAGGGACAUCUGUGGUUGCUGUGAGCUGGGAGAAUGCGGCAAGGAGGAGAUGGCCCGGAACCGACGGCCAGCGGAACCAUGGGAUGGCCACCGGUACCGGAGAGACGCUGCCACCUCCGAGGCCGACGUUGUCCUUGGGCCGGUGCUGCUCUCCAGCGAGCAGCGGGGCCAGCGCCCGCAGAGCCACCAGGGCACGGUGACCCCGCUGGCCCUGGGGACAGCACUGGCCGCAGCUGUGGCCACAGUGGUGGUGGCUGGAGCCGUGCUGGCCAUCGGCCUGAGGCGCCGCAAUUCCCAGUAAAUCCCAGAAUUUCAGGGAAAUCCUGGAAUUCUGAGCAAAUCCCAGAACUCCCAACAAAUCCC
This is a messenger RNA of Cyanistes caeruleus (blue tit), 1667 nucleotides long. RefSeq names its product zona pellucida sperm-binding protein 3-like. Gene Ontology annotation, molecular function: acrosin binding. The record is from RefSeq and is a predicted model, not a curated record. Gene Ontology annotation, biological process: positive regulation of acrosome reaction; binding of sperm to zona pellucida; egg coat formation. Gene Ontology annotation, cellular component: extracellular matrix. NCBI's taxonomy places the organism in Eukaryota, Metazoa, Chordata, Aves, Passeriformes, Paridae.